UUGGACUGUUCCAUUGUAAUUUAAAAUACUCUCCUACUGUAGUUUCAGGCAACCUUUGUUUACCUGCCGCCUGAUACUGUUCUAGCUUUACCUUGUUGAAUUCAAGUUGCAAUAAAUCUAUUUUGUUCGUGGCAGGGUUGAUAUUUCGAGAUGGCUUCAGGCUACAGAAAACCCAACACCACUUCCAACCAGAGGAAAAAGGCAGGUCCUAAACCAGACUUGACAGAGGAACAAAAGCAGGAGAUCAGAGAGGCCUUUGACUUGUUUGAUACAGAUGGGUCGGGCACAAUUGACGUGAAGGAACUCAAGGUUGCCAUGCGUGCCCUUGGCUUUGAACCAAAGAAAGAAGAGAUCAAGAAGAUGAUUGCAGACAUUGACAAGGAGGGCUCUGGGACCAUUGAUUUUAAUGACUUUCUCUGUAUGAUGACACAGAAAAUGAGUGAAAAAGACUCAAAAGAAGAAAUUCUGAAGGCUUUCCGCUUAUUUGAUGAUGACGGCACUGGCAAAAUCUCCUUCAAAAAUCUAAAGAGAGUUGCCAAGGAGCUAGGCGAAAACCUGACAGAUGAGGAAUUGCAGGAAAUGAUUGACGAAGCAGACCGAGAUGGAGAUGGAGAGAUCAACGAGCAGGAGUUUCUAAGGAUAAUGAAAAAGACAAGUCUAUAUUGAAUGUCUUAUGUUUCCCAACGUUUAUUUUCCACUGCUGGAACACUCUCACUUAUAUGUCUUUGAUUCUUUUAAGGAUACUUUAUGAUAUAGUGAUAUAGUGGCUUUUUUCAUAUGGGUUGUAAAUUAUUUUAACAGCUCAAUACACCGAUUGUAUGAUAUUUGAGAAAAAAUAAAACAUAUUUAAUAAUUUCAAAAAUAUCUAGACUUUUUCAAUUAAAUCAUAGCUUUUAUCUAAGUUAAUGUCUCCUAUUUACCAUGGAAGUGAAAUUAUCAAGUUUAUUCAAACACCCUUGCACCUAACAUUACUGUAUGGCUAUUUGGUUCCCUCUUGUGACACAUAAAAUGAAGUGCAGCUAUAAUUGUCUUGACUUAGACUUACAUGAUUUUGCCUUUUUCUCAAGCUCAGUUAAACAGUUCGAUCAUCCAAAUAUAUUUUGAUUUUACCCUUCGCCUUAGCUAGAGACAAACUCACUGCUCUGAAUCCAAGAAAUCGGAUGAACAUAUGCUAAGACUGGCUGAAUGUGUUAUGACUAAGUCACUCUCGGAUAACUCAAUGCACGGUAUAAGAAAUGACUGAGUUGAAUUUAAGAUGACUAACUGUCAGUAAAAGUGAUCACUUGGUGAGUCAGUAACCAUAAUUCAUUUGAUCUGGCUUAUUCUGCCAAUGGCAGACUGCCAUCCUGCUUCCUCGUGUAUUGACCGCAUAACAUCACCAUGACUUGAACAUUUACAGGGUCUUGGCCUUUUGACUUAUGUAAACAUUCAAGCCAAAAACACGACGGUAGUAUUAAAACCGAAACAUGGACAACAAAGUUUGAAUGACAUGAAUACAAGUAUGGUAACACAGAGACGAGAGAUGAGAUGAUCAGGCACUCAGAUAAAGCAUGACACGUAGGAGUCUAAGAAAAUGUACCAUUCUGCUCUGCCCUAAUAAACAGGAUAUAAUGCUGAC
Molecule: messenger RNA, 1618 nt
Organism: Salvelinus sp. IW2-2015
Lineage: Eukaryota; Metazoa; Chordata; Actinopteri; Salmoniformes; Salmonidae
Biological process (GO): mitotic cell cycle; centriole replication
Cellular component (GO): centriole; centrosome
Molecular function (GO): calcium ion binding
Source: RefSeq, a predicted model, not a curated record